AUACUUUUAGGCUUUCGUAUCUCUCGUUCUGGCGAUGGCGCUCACUGGAUCGAAAUGGUCGCCGUCGCCAAUGCUGUGGGAGCUCCAGCAGCGCAAGCUCGUCUCUCCCGCCUCGAGGCAGUGCAAAGCUGCCGCUAGCAAGCAAGAACACACUGGAAGAAGCACAAAUCAGCAAGAUUACUAUGAAAUUCUCGGUGUUCUUCCAGGUUCCAGCAUGGAAGACAUCCGCAAGGCGUAUAGAAAUCUCCAGAAGCAGCAUCAUCCAGACAUUUCCGGAUCAAAGGGCCAUGCAAUGACUCUCAUGUUAAACGAGGCCUACCAAGUUCUAAGCGAUGAACGUUUGCGUUCCAAGUAUGAUGCUUCGUUGCCUCACUUGGCGUCAACUAGAACGAUGAAUUACUACUACUCCAAGCCUUCGUUUACUGGAUCCAUGUAUAGUACCUGGAAUGGGCCGGACAGGCCACAAGGCAUCUUUGUUGACGAGAAUGCGUGCAUAGGCUGCCGAGAAUGCGCGUUUGCCGCAAAAAAUACUUUUCUUUUCGAUGAAUCCACUGGUUGUGCCCGUGUCAAAGCACAAUGGGGUGAUGCGGACGACACUGUCAAAGUGGCGAUACAAACUUGCCCCGUGAAUUGUAUUCACUGGGUCGAGCGAUCUGAUCUACCGAUCUUAGAAUAUUUGAUUCGUCCACAGCCGAGGCCUAGCAAUGGAGUAUACGGCGGUGGAUGGGAGAGGCCCUCCAACAUCUUCAUGGCUGCAAAGGCUUUCAAGCACCAGCACCACAAAUCACAGCAGCAGGAUAAAGAUUCAAGCUCGAAUAUGUCCGAGACUCCAGCACAAAGAAAAGCUCGGAUGGACGCAGAUUUAAAGCUGAAAAUGGGACCGUUCUGGAGCAUGUUUGCAUGGAUGAAUGGCAACGCUUCGUCCGGGACAAGGCGUUCCAACGCUGCUGGAAGCGUAAAGUCCGAAAGGAGGAGACCUCUGUUUGGGAAAGCUUGCACCUCCGAGAUUUUCAGCCAUCGCAUUGCACUGGCAGAUAAAGCAAAGACUGUUGCUAUGAUUCAAGAGUGGGCCAUCAAUUUCGCAUCGUCCAGCGAGCUUCCCUUGCCGAUGCCUUUCCAAGCGGACUCGAACGAAAAUGGCGUGCAACUCAAGCUAAUCUCCACUGGCGAUGGAGUCUUAAAGUCGAUCGGUUCUUUCCUAGUGACCUGCGAGAUUCAAGAGCCAGUAAGUACUCCUCAAGAACAAAAAGAACAAGGAGGAAGCGAUCAGUCACAACCCGAGUGCUUCGUUUGCAUCACUCGGCUUGGUUCCACGACAACAGGCCCACUCCCCGGUGAAUCCAGGAUCGUCAAACUUGUAAGAGAUUUACUUCUCCAGCGGGAUUCUUCGUAUGCUUCAUAUCGCAUUCCUCUCUCUGUCUAAAACGAAGGAUCUAGCAACCGUGUAUAUAUACCAACACUGCGUUAGUAUUAAACAAAGAUUAAGUGGAAACAAAAUUAAACUUGGACUA
Molecule: messenger RNA, 1511 nt
Organism: Selaginella moellendorffii
Lineage: Eukaryota; Viridiplantae; Streptophyta; Lycopodiopsida; Selaginellales; Selaginellaceae
Product: chaperone protein dnaJ C76, chloroplastic
Exons: 7
Coding region: 35-1423 (462 amino acids)
Source: RefSeq, a predicted model, not a curated record